UACUCUACACAAUGGCUCGUUCCCGCAGAGAUAAAAAUGUGUCACUCACAAAAGUCAAGAAGAAGACUAAGGACACAAAGAACAAUUUGGUUAAUGAGGUCCGUGCAAGUGUCGAUCAGUACAAAAACCUUUUCAUUUUCACGAUUGCUAACAUGAGAAGCACACGAUUCAUUGCCAUCAGACAAAAGUACAAGGAGAAUUCAAGAUUUUUCUUCGGAAAGAACAAUGUCAUUUCUAUCGCUCUUGGAAAACAGAAGUCUGAUGAGUACGCAAAUCAGCUUCACAAAGCCAGUGCAAUUCUGAAGGGUCAAUGCGGUCUCAUGUUCACCAACAUGUCCAAAAAGGAAGUUGAGGCUGAAUUCUCCGAAGCUUCAGAAGAAGAUUACGCUCGUGUAGGAGAUGUUGCCACAGAGACAGUUGUUCUACCAGAAGGACCAAUUUCACAAUUUGCCUUCUCUAUGGAGCCACAACUGCGAAAACUUGGUCUCCCAACGAAACUUGACAAAGGAGUUAUCACCCUCUACCAACAGUUUGAGGUGUGCAAAGAAGGCGAACCGCUGACUGUGGAGCAGGCUAAAAUCUUGAAGCACUUCGAAGUGAAGAUGUCUCAAUUCCGUCUUAUCUUCAAAGCUCACUGGAACAAGAAAGACGGCUUCAAAGAGCUUGAUGCUUAACUUCUGCUAAUCAUCCUUUUAUUGUUAAUUUGUUGAUUUGAUUCUGAUUCUCCUUGAUUUGAAAACACCCACUCCAUCCGAAAAUUGUCGUUUAUCAUCUUGUUUUUUUGUUUAUCCAAUAAAUUGUUACUUGUUUC
Molecule: messenger RNA, 811 nt
Organism: Caenorhabditis elegans
Lineage: Eukaryota; Metazoa; Nematoda; Chromadorea; Rhabditida; Rhabditidae
Gene: F10E7.5
Product: Ribosome assembly factor mrt4
Exons: 5
Coding region: 12-674 (220 amino acids)
Biological process (GO): ribosomal large subunit assembly; ribosomal large subunit biogenesis
Cellular component (GO): preribosome; cytoplasm; nucleolus
Source: RefSeq, marked reviewed